UGGGGAUGAGCUUAUAUAGGCAAGUUUACAGACAGGAAAUAUGUUGAAGAAUAAAGAUCAUGGAAAAAAAGAGAUGACUCAUUUCAUACUAAUAAAUAAUUACUUGAAUAAUGAGAAUUAUAAGCUCAAUUUACGUUGUCGUUGAAGCUCCAAGUAAUUUACUGUCAAGCAAAAAACUUCACCUUUUAUCUUUAAUGGCUUCCAAAAUCCUUCCAUUCUUCAUCAUUUCCACUCUCAUAUUGCUUCUUCAACUUCAAUUCUCGUUAGCCGGACGAUAUGGCUACCCAGGCGGACAUGAUGGCUACCCAGGUGGACACGGCGGCUCCCCAGGCGGACACAGAGGCUCCCCAGGUGGAGAUGGUGGCUUUCCAGGCGGACACGGCGGUUCCCCAGGUGGCCACGGUGGCUUUCCGGGACACGGCGGCGCCCCAGGUGGAGGUCAUGGCUUUCCAGGCGGACUUGAUGCCGUUAGAGCUGGCUACUGGUUUCCGGGCGAGGGGUGUUCAGCUUCCGACAUAAACUCCACUCUCUUCACUCACCUUUUUGCCGAUGCAGCCGAUGUCGAUUCCCAAGCCAACCAAGUUGUCAUUGAUUAUGCAAAACACUCCGAGGUCUCGACCUUCACACAAACUGUCCAACAAAUUAAUCCUGAUGUCAAAACCCUUCUGUCAAUCGGUGGAGGCAGUGCAAAGAAAACCGAAUAUGCAUCAAUGGCGAGCGAAGGCACCACCCGAAAGUCCUUCAUCGAUUCCUCCAUAGAUCUCGCAAGGAAGUACAAUUUCCACGGCCUGGACUUUAACUGGGAGUAUCCCUCCACUCCCACCGAGAUGACCAACUACGGUCAACUCCUCAACGAGUGGCGAAAUGCCAUUAAAACCGAGUCGGCGACCUCAGGCAAGCCGCCUUUGCUUCUAUCUUCAGCAGUCUUUCACUCAUCCGAUUAUCAAACCAUGGCUUACCCAAUUGAGGCGGUAUCGCAUAACCUGGAUUGGAUCAAUAUCAAGGCUUACGACUUUUAUGGUCCGAAUUGGUCACAUGUAACAGGACCUCCUGCAGCAUUAUACAAUCCUCUGAGUGAUGAAGCUAAUAGUAACAAAGAUUACGGAGUCACAACCUGGAUUAACGCCGGCGCGCCAAAGCAAAAAGUCGUGAUGGGCAUUCCGUAUUACGGGUACGCCUGGAAGCUGGCGGAUGAAGACGAGCAUGGUUUUUUUGCACCAACGGAAGGGCCGGCUCUAUCCUCGGACGGGUCUGUUGGCUACAGUGAGAUUAAGAAUUUCAUAAGGAAAGAAUAUGCCACAACUGUGUACAAUGAAACUGCUGUUUCAAACUAUGCAUACUCUAAAUCAACUUGGAUUGGGUACGAUGAUACACAGACUGUUGCCACUAAGGUUCAAUAUAUCAAGAAGAGUAAAAUGCUCGGCUACUUUGCCUCGCAUGUUCAUCAUGAUGAAAAAUCGGUUCUUUCUCAAACAGCUUACGAGUCAUGGGAGGGUCAGUCAUGUGACUGAAUCAACUGCUGAGCGUUGAUGUAUUAAUGUAGAUGUAUUCAGAUGACUCCGAAUAAUAAUUUCAUACAAUAAUAUGAUGCAUGCAGAUGUAUCAUGUACGUGGUCACAUACGCGAAGGAUUAUAUGUGUAAUAAGGCAAAAAAAAUAAAAAAAAUAAGCCAAAUAAUAAUUACAAACAUACAUACUUUCUUUCUUUGAAUUAUUUAUUUUCAUCUUAUUGGAUGGCCUUAUCGAAUGUCAAUUGUGUGAGAUGGUGAGACUGUACCAUAUAAAUACUUUCAACUCAAACAUAAUAAUAGUUUCGUUAUGAACGA
Messenger RNA from Pistacia vera, 1825 nucleotides. RefSeq names its product class V chitinase-like. NCBI's taxonomy places the organism in Eukaryota, Viridiplantae, Streptophyta, Magnoliopsida, Sapindales, Anacardiaceae. Gene Ontology annotation, biological process: carbohydrate metabolic process; chitin catabolic process. Gene Ontology annotation, molecular function: chitin binding; chitinase activity. The transcript is spliced from 3 exons. Gene Ontology annotation, cellular component: extracellular region. The record is from RefSeq and is a predicted model, not a curated record. The coding region runs from base 111 to 1511 and encodes 466 amino acids.